CUUGCUUUUCACUCCAUUCUGUUCCAUUCUUUCUCUCAAGAUGCUCCGUGGCCGUCUGUUGAUGGCCGGCGUGACGUCGGCGUGUGGGAUGGGGUUUCUGCUAUUCGGCUACGACCAAGGCGUUCUCGGGGGAGUGAUCAAUUCUCCCACCUUCACCCAGCAGUUCAACCAUCCUUCAGCCACCCUUCAAGGCUUCAUGACCGGCAUCUACGAUCUCGGCUGUCUGCUAGGCUCCGUGUCAACCUUUGUCUUCUCCGAGCGCAUUGGACGCAAGAAAUCCAUGUAUUUUGGCGUCUUCUUUGCCCUGCUGGGAACCAUUCUCCAGACCACCGCGUUGUCCGUCAAAGACUUCAUCGCAGGGCGCGUCAUCACCGGCCUCGGCAUCGGCAUCAUGACUGCCAUUGUUCCUACCUGGCAAUCGGAAGUGUCGCCGGCAAAACAACGGGGCCAGCUUCUAACCGUGCAGACGGCACUGAUCACAACCGGGUUCGCCCUCUCGAACUGGAUCUGCCUGGGGGCUUCAUACGCAACCUCAUCUAUCCAGUGGCGUCUCCCCAUCGCCUUGCAGGCUGUCUUUGCACUCUACACGGCCCUUUCGGUGCCGUUCCUGGUGGAAUCGCCGCGGUGGCUGGCGAACCAUCGCGGAAUCGACAGUGCAGCAGAGGUGAUUGCCCGUCUCCACGAUUGUGAAGUUGACGACCCGCGUGUUGUCGCCGUCAGACUGGAGAUCGAGGCUACUAUCGAGCUGCACAAGGAGUCGACUGGUUGGAAAUGGAUUUUCUCCAGCCAGGACCAGAAUCUACGGCGGAUGAUGCUUGGUGUGGUGGGUUUAUACAUGCAGCAGAUGUGUGGAAUCAACUCGAUCGGAUAUUACCUCCCCAUCAUCCUACACGAAUAUAUCGGCCUCCCCCCGCAUACCGCCUUAAUCCUGGCCGCCGUGGGCGCCACACAGUCAACGCUGGUGGCCUACGCUUCCGUCUGGGUGAUCGAGCGCGCUGGACGACGCAAAUGUAUGCUCUUCGGCGCGUGUGGGCUGGCCGUGAUCUCUGCCAUGAUCGGGAUGGGCCUGUGUCUGCAUACGAAGAGCAGUCUUACUGGGGCGGUGGUGAUGUAUUUCUUAUUCUACGACGUGUUUAACCUGAGCUUCCUGAACACACCAUGGCUGUAUGCACCGGAAAUCAACAGCCUGCAGACUAGAGUCAAAGGGGGAGCUGCUGCGUCGGCGUCGAACUGGCUAUUCAAUGGAAUCGUUGUUGCCAUCACUCCCAUCGCCUUGCAGAACAUCGGCUGGCGGUUCUAUUUGAUCUUCGUCGUCUUCAAUCUCUCCUUCAUUCCAAUCAUCUACUUCUGCUACCCAGAGACAAAAGGCCUGUCGCUCGAGCGGAUCAAUGAUCUCUUUCUGGGGGAUGCCUCGGGCUGGAAAUGGCUCACGCAGGGCGUCAAGGAGAGUGUUGAGAUUGCUAAUCACAGGGAGAGUGUGCAGAUUGAGAAUAAGGAUAGUCUGAUCUAGAGAGAAUAGGCUGGAUAAUCGAUGCUGAUGCUAGAUGAAUAGAAUAACUUAUCAUUUAAUGGACUUAGUAUAUGGCCAAG
Molecule: messenger RNA, 1590 nt
Organism: Penicilliopsis zonata CBS 506.65
Lineage: Eukaryota; Fungi; Ascomycota; Eurotiomycetes; Eurotiales; Aspergillaceae
Exons: 8
Coding region: 41-1510 (489 amino acids)
Biological process (GO): carbohydrate transport; transmembrane transport
Cellular component (GO): membrane
Molecular function (GO): carbohydrate:proton symporter activity
Source: RefSeq, a predicted model, not a curated record